Messenger RNA from Saccharomyces paradoxus, 1542 nucleotides. RefSeq names its product snoRNA-binding rRNA-processing protein UTP15 (gene UTP15). Gene Ontology annotation, molecular function: protein binding. The record is from RefSeq and is a predicted model, not a curated record. The transcript has a single exon. Lineage: Eukaryota; Fungi; Ascomycota; Saccharomycetes; Saccharomycetales; Saccharomycetaceae. Bases 1 to 1542 code for a protein of 513 amino acids. Gene Ontology annotation, cellular component: nucleolus. Gene Ontology annotation, biological process: rRNA processing; positive regulation of transcription by RNA polymerase I.
AUGUCCACUGCCAGGCCUAGAAUAAUUACUUCAAAGGCUCCGUUAUUGCCUCAACAGACUACUCCGGAGCAGCGUUACUGGCGUCAAUACACUUCCGCACAACUGGUUAAAGAACAUAAUAGCGUCACUCACAUAUCGUUCAAUCCUCAACACCCUCAUGAUUUUGCAGUAACCUCCUCGACCAGGGUUCAAAUAUUCUCUUCAAGAACAAGGCAGGUAAUCAAAACCUUCUCAAGAUUUAAAGAUGUUGUCUAUUCUGCAUCUUUUAGAAGUGAUGGUAAGUUGCUUUGUGCCGGUGAUGCUACCGGUUUAGUGUCCGUAUACGAUAGUUACAAUCCAAGAACUAUCCUUUUAUCUAUAAACGCAUCCACACAUCCUACACAUGUUACGAAGUUUCAUACCCAAGAUAAUAAAGUUCUAGCUACGGCAAGUGAUGAUAGAGUGACAAGACUUUGGGAUAUAUCCAACGCAUAUGAGCCACAAUUAGAACUUACAGGAGCUACUGAUUAUGUCCGUACAUUAUCAUUUAUUCCAGCUGCCCCACAUUUGGUUGCAACAGGUUCAUAUGAUGGUUUGAUUAGAUUAUAUGAUACAAGAUCCAGCGGAUCCACUCCAAUUUAUUCUCUGAAUCAUGAUCAACCUAUCGAGAAUGUUAUUGCAGUAUCCCCAACUCAAAUCGUUUCUUGCGGUGGCAAUAACUUUAAAGUUUGGGACUUGACCAGUAAUAAGAAAUUAUACGAACGUGGUAAUUUCAACAAGGCUGUCACAUGCUUGGACUAUGUUGAGAAUUUUGAUUCUCCAAUGCAAUCAGCAUUGAUUGCUUCUUCGUUAGAUGGGCAUGUAAAAGUUUUUGAUCCUUUAGACAAUUUCCAAGUCAGGUUUGGUUGGAAAUUUUCGGGUCCCGUACUAAGUUGUGCAGUCUCUCCUAGUACUGCACAAGGGAAUAGGCAUUUAAUAGCUGGUUUAUCAUCAGGUCUACUAGCCAUCAGAACCAAAAAGAAGGAGAAACGUACUUCCGAUAAAGAAAGUGCACCAGUAAGCUCAAAUAAGAAUGUAAAGAGUAAUAACUUCCAAAGAAUGAUGCGAGGAUCAGAAUACCAAGGUGAUCAAGAGCAUAUAAUCCACAAUGAUAAGGUAAGAUCUCAACGUCGUAUGCGUGCAUUCGAAAGGAACAUAAAUCAGUUUAAAUGGAGUGAAGCGCUAGACAAUGCUUUUGUACCGGGUAUGGCCAAAGAGUUGACACUCACUGUCCUUCAAGAACUACGCAAACGUGGGAAAAUUCGUGUAGCAUUGUAUGGUAGAGACGAAUCUACAUUAGAGCCGCUACUGAAUUGGUGCUUAAAAGGUAUCGAAGAUGUGAGGUCAGCAUCUAUAGUCGCGGAUUGGGUCGCUGUAGUUUUAGAAUUAUAUGGGAAUACAUUAGAAAGCUCUCCAGUUCUUCAAGAAUUGAUGAUAGAUUUGAAAGCUAAAGUUAGACACGAAAUUCAUAAGUCCAAAGAAGCUCAAAGAAUUGAAGGUAUGCUCCAACUUUUGACGAGUUAA